Molecule: messenger RNA, 3874 nt
Organism: Seriola aureovittata
Lineage: Eukaryota; Metazoa; Chordata; Actinopteri; Carangiformes; Carangidae
Product: dynamin-2-like
Exons: 20
Coding region: 316-2910 (864 amino acids)
Cellular component (GO): microtubule; membrane; cytoplasm
Molecular function (GO): GTP binding; microtubule binding; GTPase activity
Source: RefSeq, a predicted model, not a curated record
UGACGCUCGAGGCGGAGCCACAAUCUCCGGCGGAGGCUGGGUGUCGCCUGACCGGAUGAUGACAGAAGUUUUCAGUCUAAUGUGUCCACUUUUAUCAUGCAAUCACCCCGUUUAUAACCUCUCCGGCGAUCUGGCCGCUGUCAGCACAGUUGACUCUUAACCUACUUGUGUUUUAAUGAAAUAAGGUCACAGGCACAGUGACAGUCUGCAUUGCCAUCUGGGAACUUUUGCUUUGCUGUCGGAGCGACCCUUUGCCUCUUAUUUGACCGGGGAGAAGAGCAGGAUUGAGCCCGCUGGGCUGACCCAAGUGCCGCAAUGGGAAACCGGGGGAUGGAAGACCUCAUUCCCCUCAUCAACAAGCUCCAGGACGCUUUCAGCUCCAUCGGCCAGAGCUGCAACUUGGACCUGCCGCAGAUAGCGGUCGUUGGCGGCCAGAGCGCAGGGAAGAGCUCCGUGCUGGAGAACUUCGUUGGAAGGGACUUUUUACCCAGAGGAUCUGGCAUUGUCACCCGUCGUCCCCUCAUCCUCCAGCUGGUUAACAGUAAAGCAGAGUAUGCAGAGUUCCUGCACUGUAAGGGUCGCAAGUUUGUGGACUUUGAUGAAGUCCGUCUGGAGAUUGAAGCAGAGACCGACCGCCUCACUGGAUCCAACAAGGGUAUCUCGCCCAUCCCCAUCAACCUCCGUGUCUACUCACCCAAUGUGCUGAAUCUGACCUUGAUCGACCUGCCGGGGAUGACCAAAGUGGCUGUGGGAGACCAGCCUGUGGACAUCGAGCACCAGAUCAGAGACAUGCUGCUCCAGUUCAUCACCAAGGAGAGCUGUCUGAUCCUCGCCGUCACCCCAGCCAACACUGACCUGGCCAACUCUGACGCCCUCAAAAUAGCCAAGGAGGUGGACCCUCAGGGUCUGCGGACUAUCGGUGUGAUCACCAAGCUGGACCUGAUGGACGAAGGGACGGACGCACGAGACAUCCUGGAAAACAAACUACUGCCACUGCGCAGAGGUUACAUCGGGGUGGUGAACCGCAGUCAAAAGGACAUUGAUGGGAAGAAGGACAUCGGUGCUGCUUUGGCUGCUGAGAGGAAGUUCUUCCUGUCCCAUCCUGCUUACAGGCACAUUGCAGAGCGCAUGGGCACACCACACCUGCAGAAGACCCUCAAUCAGCAACUUACCAACCACAUCCGCGACACGUUGCCAGGGUUACGUAGCAAGCUGCAAAGCCAGAUGUUAUCGCUGGAGAAAGAGGUGGAUGAGUACAAGAACUUCCGCGCUGACGACCCCGCACGCAAGACCAAAGCCUUACUUCAGAUGGUGCAGCAGUUUGGUGUUGACUUUGAGAAGUGCAUUGAGGGCUCUGGAGAUCAGGUGGACACAUCCAACCUGUCAGGUGGAGCCAAGAUCAACCGCAUCUUUCACGAGCGCUUUCCCUUUGAGCUGGUGAAGAUGGAGUUUGAUGAGAAGGAGCUGAGGAAAGAGAUCAGUUAUGCCAUCAAGAACAUCCACGGAGUCAGGACAGGCCUGUUCACCCCUGACUUGGCGUUUGAGGCUAUAGUGAAAAAGCAGGUCAUUAAGCUGAAAGACCCCUGUCUGAAAUGCGUUGACCUCGUCGUCACCGAGCUUGUCGCCCUGAUCAGGAAGUGCACGGAAAAGCUGGGCUCGUACCCUCGACUGAGAGAAGAGACAGAGAAAAUCGUCACCACCUACAUCAGAGAGCGAGACAGCAAGACCAAAGACCAGGUGCUGCUGCUGAUUGACAUUGAGCUCUCUUACAUCAACACUAACCAUGAGGACUUCAUCGGAUUUGCCAAUGCCCAGCAAAGGACUGCUGCUAACGCUACCAAGAAGAGAGUCAUGCCUAAUCAGGUGAUCCGCAGAGGCUGGCUCACCAUCAACAUCAGUAUCAUGAAGGGAGGAUCCAAGGACUACUGGUUUGUCCUGACUGCCGAGUCUCUCUCCUGGUAUAAAGAUGAGGAGGAGAAAGAGAAGAAGUACAUGCUGCCUCUGGACAACCUGAAGCUGAGAGAUGUGGAGAAAGGCUUCAUGUCCAGCAAACACGUCUUUGCCAUCUUCAACACUGAACAGAGGAAUGUGUACAAAGACCUGCGUCAGAUUGAGCUGGCAUGCGACACUCAGGAGGAUGUGGACAGCUGGAAAGCUUCGUUCCUCAGAGCUGGUGUUUACCCAGAGAAAGACCAGCCUGAGAACGCGGACGCGUUGAAUCCUAGCGACACCGUGUCCAUGGACCCUCAGCUGGAACGGCAAGUGGAGACCAUCCGCAACCUCGUGGACUCCUACAUCGGCAUCGUCAACAAGUCCAUCAGAGACCUCAUGCCCAAGACCAUCAUGCACCUCAUGAUCAACAGUGCGAAGGACUUCAUCCACUCUGAGCUGCUGGCCUACCUGUACUCAGCAGGAGACCAGGGCAGUUUGAUGGAGGAGUCAGCAGAGCAGGCUCAGAGGAGAGAUGAGAUGCUGAGGAUGUACCACGCUCUGAAGGAGGCCCUGGUCAUCAUCGGAGACAUCAGCACCACCACUAUUUCUACCCCGGUGCCUCCGCCAGUAGACGACACCUGGAUAGAACCAAGUCCUCAACAAGCGUCCCGCCCUGCCUCAGCAACAGCGGCCCCUCCCAGCCGACCCCCAGGAGUGAGGGGGCCCACCCCGGGUCCUGCACCCCCCCUCAACCCCUCACCAGCAUUUGGAGUACCGCCUGUGCCUUCGCGACCGGGCCCUCCACUGGGGCAAACGGCUUACGCCAACGAUCCCAACUCCAGUGCUGUGCCCCUUGUCCCCUCAAGACCGGCCCGUGUGCCUCCUGCACUGCCGCCGGGGAUUCCCAGCAGAAGACCCCCGGCUGCUCCCAACCGACCCACUGUCAUACGUCCUUCAGAGCCCUCCCUGCUUGACUAGAAACACAGACACAUACGCAAACACAUUUCUUUUGUUUACACUUUUAUAUUUCUCUUGAGCAGAGAUAGUCAUUAAACAUUUUUUUUCAUGUGUAUUCCUAUAACCACAAACCUUGUUCUACUGUAACUGGUAAUCUGAUGCUGUUUCAGUCUGUGCAUUUCAGAAACAUUAUGUAUGUAAUUUUGACAUUUGGUGCAGGUAGCUUUUUUAACAUGAUGACAUUUUCUGCUUCCAGUAUUAUGAAAAGGGAUACAUUCGAUGAUUUUAUUGACUUAAAGGUUAUGAACCGAGCAAGUCAUCUUGAAUUUUUUGUUUCAUUUGAAAUGAAAUGUGUCUCAAAAAAUAUAUAUGAUUCAUAACUUUUUAUAUAAUGGUAAGGAAACACUUUUAGAAGCAAUUUUUUUGUGAGUUGGAUACUUGCUAAUGUUCUGUCAGUAAUCACACUAAGCACCUCAUUAAGUAAAGCAGCACUUUUUGAUAAAGUCCUUUGCCUCUUCGUUGUUGUUAGAUCUUCAAAGUCGGCCUUCAAAUGAGCUUAUUAAAAUCAGACUGACCAAUGGAAUUUGUAUGCCUCAACAUUUUAUCUUAUUACUUCAUUGCAAGUUUUUUUUUUUUUUACAAGUAUAGUUAGGCUUUAGUGUUUCUCCUUUGUGGACCAAUUAAACAUGAGACAGGAGGAAGAGGGUUGGGGCAAGGCACUGCAGCAGUGGGAUGUCUUCUGGUGUAAUACUGAUAAUUAUACAGUUGUUGAGGUAAGAAGGACCUUGCCCAGCCAAACUGCUGACAGUUACCUCCCACAGCUUAGUGAAAAAAGUGCCUUGAGCACAAACAGUUUUGUAAUUACUUCACAAAUCGUCAUCUUAAAAAAAGCCAUAGUGAAAAAUAAAAAGUUCAUGUAAGAAAAAAGAGCCUCUCUUUCAGAAGAUGUAUAAAGUGAUGGACUGAAUAAACGAGUAGAAAAAGA